Messenger RNA from Saccostrea echinata, 1025 nucleotides. RefSeq lists its product as uncharacterized. Lineage: Eukaryota; Metazoa; Mollusca; Bivalvia; Ostreida; Ostreidae. The record is from RefSeq and is a predicted model, not a curated record. The coding region runs from base 205 to 549 and encodes 114 amino acids. The transcript has 10 exons.
GUAUUCCUCUUUCCCUAAGAGACACAGUGUGCUUAUUGGAGUAUGUUCUUAUAAAGGAAGAGGAAACCGAAUUCAGCAAAAGAUCCUUCUUGGAGAAAGACGCCAGAAUCGGAACCUUGUUAGAAGACGCACCUUAAAAACUCCUUGAUCUAUAGAAAGAAGUUGUCUUCAAGGCUGAGUAAUUCAGUCAAUGUUUCUUCAACUAUGAGCAAGACCUAUGCUUUUUUGCCUGAACUGAAAAAAGUUGUGAAAGGUAGAAUCAACCUGGACGAAGGCUCUUUACAGAAAAAAGAUGCCAUCAGUGCCUCUGAUGCCUCUCAUGAAUCAACACAUAAAACGGACGGUCAAAAACCAACAGUGUCAGCAAAUCCAAAUUUUAAAGCAACUAAUAUCAGUUACGAGCCUUACGUUCCAGAUCCGGAUUAUCCUGGAGCUAGAGAAUUUUAUAAAAAAGAUCAAUUACGUGAAAAAUCAAGGGCCAUCGGAAGAAAUAAAAACUUUACCAGAAUUCCUUCCUCUGAAUCGCCGGAGCCAGAUCCAGAUUAUUAAGGGACUUCUGAUAAUUACUACAGACACAAUGGUGAAAUGGUGAAAAAAAAGACACCAGAUCGCUUUGUACCUUCAGAAAAUUGCUGAUGGCAAUGGUAGAUAGUGGACAGAAAUUAACUUGUGAUUCUUUUGUUUCUGAUGCUAAUUAAACAACAAAUAUCUAGUCGAGAUAUUUCAUUGAACGUGCCAACAUACUCUCUCUCUCUCUAAUAUAGAGAAAAACCAGUGUUUCGUUAACGUGUAAGACAUCGUAGUCACGUGCUAAAUGACGAUUAAUCAGGGUGACAUCACCCUUGUUGACAUGUACAUGUAAAUAUACUCACCAGUCGUAUUAUUGAGUUCAAUUGUUAGAAGCUUUUAUUAAAAGCACACGACUCAAACUUACGUCUCCUGUAAAAAUUCAGUUGAUUUAGUUGGAUAAAAUGGUUCACAAAAAAGGUAUUCAUGCACUGAUUCAGCCACAGGAAUUUUUAUUU